Messenger RNA from Ipomoea nil (Japanese morning glory), 1197 nucleotides. RefSeq lists its product as uncharacterized. The record is from RefSeq and is a predicted model, not a curated record. Bases 1 to 1197 code for a protein of 398 amino acids. Lineage: Eukaryota; Viridiplantae; Streptophyta; Magnoliopsida; Solanales; Convolvulaceae. The transcript is spliced from 3 exons.
AUGGCUACUCGGAGCCGUUCUGAGGUUCUCAUUUUGGCUCUCUCUGCUCAGGUUUGCCCUACUGAACCUACUUGCUAUACACAAGCAGUAAAACAUGGUGAGUGGCGCAAGGCAAUGGAUGAAGAGUUGAAUCCACUUCUUCAGAAUGAGACUUGGUGUCUCGUUCCAUCACAGUCAGCUAUAUCCUCUGGUUGGGUUGUUAAGCAGCUUGAUGUGCACAAUGCCUUUUUGAAUGGGAAAUUAUCUGAAACUGUUUAUAUGAAGCAACCGCCUGGAUAUAUUGAUAAACAGUUUCCUAAUCAUGUUUGCUUGUUAAAACGCUCUCUGUAUGGAUUAAAACAAGCUCCUAGAGCUUGGUUUAAUCGCUUGCAUGCGUUUCUGAUGUCAGCAGGGUUUAAAGCUUCAAAAACAUAUGUAUCUUUAUUUUACUACUCGCAAGAUUCAAGCUUCAUUUAUAUUCUAGUAUAUGUUGAUGAUAUUCUUGUAAUGGGCAAUGAUCAAAAUCUUAUUAGUAUUUUACUAGCAGAAUUGUCAUCUAAAUUCAAUAUUAGAGAUCUUGGCGAACCUGGUUUCUUUCAUGGGGUUGAAACUGUUGAGUGUGAUGAUGGAAUCUUGUUUUCUCAACAAAGAUACAUGACAGAUAUUUUAAAACAUGCUGGCAUGACAGACUGUAAAUCUUUAGCCACUCUUAUAUCUGUUUCGAAAUCCACUGUCUUUAAUGCAGACUUAUAUGAUGAUGCUACACAGUAUAUGAGUUUGGUUGGAACUUUACAGUAUCUUACGGUUACUCGUCCAGAUCUGUCCUUUGCGGUCAACCAACUCUGUCAACACAUGCAUGCUCCUACAGUCUCUCAUUGGGAGCAAUUAAAACGUGUAUUGAGGUAUGUAAAGGGAACUAUUACUUAUGGUCUGCGAAUAAGGAAGUCAGUGUCUAGAGAUUUACAUGCUUUUUCUGAUUCUGAUUGGGCUGGCUGUCCUGAGGAUCGUAAGUCAACUAGUGGUUAUGCUAUUUUUCUUGGCUCCAAUAUUAUAUCAUGGGUAUGUAAGAAACAAAGAAUUGUUGCUAGAUCAUCUACUAAGCCUGAAUAUAAAGCUCUAGCAUAUGUCUGUGCUGAGAAAUUGAUUAUCACUUUGUUAGAGACAGAGUUGCAAAUGGAGAUAUACAGGUUAAUUUUAUUUCGACUAAGGACCAACUAG